GUUGAACACGGAAAAUAAAAGUUUUUCUACUUAUUUGAGUAGCAGCAUUACAAUAACACCUGAAUAUCUGCUGCAAAUUGUGCUCUGCGUUUAUGACACCUGGGUGACGUUGGAUGUAAACAAGUGUUUGGUUGGGGUGCAUGCUUGAUUUAACUGAUCCCAACCAAUUAAAAAUGCGUUGAUCAGGCCUGAUAGCAUUUCUUCACACCUGAUCGGGACAUCCCCAUUGCUAUCAUAUUUGAAGUCGUACCAUACUAUUCAUAUUAAUAAAGUUAUCUAGCUGUACGCCCAAAGGGAAAAGUUCCUGAUUUACACUCUUCUUGGUCAGGCAGUUUAAAAUGUUUUGCGUGUUCGGUCUCAUCUUGCUGAACAAUUCUUUAUUUUCUACCGCCAAGGGUUAUCGACCUGCUCGUUUUUGCUCCCCCCUAGUGAUCAUGGGCCACCAUUGAUUGGCCUGUGUUUCACAAUUGGGAUGGAACAACAAUAUGCAAGUCAGAGCCCUCAAAUAGAAGAACUCAUAAGUUGGUAUUAGCUAAGAUAGCUCGAAGCAAGGCUUCCCUAUCACGGAUUGCAAUUUUUCCUGGAUGAUAAUUGUUAUUUUGGUGUGCCAUGUUAUGAAGGCGUGAAUUUCCAAAUUUGUUGUUUGCACCGCAUAAGGAAGCUAAUCACAAAUAAUCACUUCAAACCUAGCUAGUGUAGUUUUAGCUUAAUCAUUAGGACUAGACUAACAUUUUCAUGUGAAAUGUGUAUUUUUAACUUUGGUAUAUAUUUUUAUAUUCGACAUUAACAAAAGUCCUUGAUGUUUCAAUUUGAAAGAGUCCAGUUGCGGGCUGAGGCUGAGAGUCCAUUGAGGCUAAAGAUGACUGGCUAAGAUGACUGCCUGUCCCGUUUGGCCUUGGCUUUCACCUUACAAUGUGUGUGUGACCUUUGCCCCCCCUUGAUCCUUGGCUGACCUAACCGGAAGCCAUGAUGACAGCAGCCUUUUGCCAAUAGACCAGGGGUGAUGGUGAGGAUUGCCAUUGGUUUCUAUGUUGACAGAAAACAUAAGUGGAGCGGCUCAAGUAAAGAACUUACAAUCAAAACAAAUGUUGUAAGUCAGAAAACUGGUAAACAAAAUUUCAGACCGACAUCUGGUCAAAUACAAAAAGAUUGGUCUGUGUGUUUGUUCACACCGUUCUUUCUUAAUUUGAUUGAACAGUGCCCUUGACCGCAACCUAUGUGGAUACCUCCUUUCUGUUUGUGUUACAGGGUUCGGAGGUCUUGAAAGAACAUCACUGUUCAUUUGUUUAUGCGGCUAUAGCAUCACAGUGUGAUGUACUGGAGUAAGACAGGCUUUGUAUUGCCGGAAACAGAUGCAGUGGUGUUCUUUGCAGCAGAGCACAACAUCAAAAUGCUGAACAGUACAAAGAGCCCGUGCAGUGGCCUGUAGAUCACUUAUCUGAAGCUUUGUUUGAAAAUGGGAUCAGAGGGACUCCUUUCAUUAUUAAACUCAAAUUUAUACCCCCUUGGACUUAUAUCUGGUAGCGGUUACAGCAGCCGGAGCCGCUCUGGCAGGGAUAAGUAUGGGCCUCCCGUCCGUACUGAGUACCGACUCAUCGUGGAGAACUUGUCCAGCCGCUGCAGCUGGCAGGACCUCAAGGAUUUCAUGCGUCAGGCAGGAGAGGUCACCUAUGCUGAUGCCCACAAGGAACGCACAAAUGAGGGUGUGAUCGAGUUUCGGUCCCACUCAGACAUGAAGAGGGCCAUUGACAAGCUGGACGGUACAGAUAUCAAUGGACGGAAGAUUCGUCUGGUGGAGGACCGACCUCGCAAACGAAGGUCGUACUCUGGCAGCCGCUCCAGAUCUCGCAGUCGCCGUCGCUCCCGCAGCAGGAGCCGUAGAAGCCACAGAAGUAGGAGCUCCAGGAGUCGCUCCAGAUCCCACUCCAGGUCUCGUUCCCGUAGCAACAAGAGGCGUCACCAUUCCCGCUCCAGGUCUGGAAGGAAGUCUCGCUCCAAGUCAGGAGAAAGCAAGUCACGCUCUCGCAACCGCAGGUCCCGUUCUCGCUCCCGCAAAUCUAAAUCUCGUUCACGCUCCCGCAAAUCCCGGUCCCACUCAGCCGACCGGAAAUCCAAAUCCCGCUCAAAGAGCCGUUCAAAGGUAAAGUCAGAGCGUGAUUCUCGCAGUCGAUCCAAGGAGAUGUCUGGUGACAAGAAGUCCCGCAGCCGUUCAGCUUCCCCGAUGGAGAACGGGAAGGAGGAGCAUGUCGCCACGUUUCCCUCCCGUUCCCCAUCCCCACACGAGGACGACCGCCGGUCCAAGUCCAGGGAGAAGCGUUCAGCCUCCCGCUCAAGGUCUCGUUCACGGUCUAGAUCAGCUUCUCAGGAUUAGUGGAAUUAGAGGGAAGCGUUUCUCUCAUUGUUGAUCCGUAUGCUGUACAUACUGAGCAGUGUCGUCAUACUGGCUUACGUUUCCUGGCUCGUCUACUUUUCUCCUUCAAGCGUGCACCCGUCUCAAACAUGUUUUAAAUGCAGUUUAAUCAGAGGAUGCACCAAAGCGACAGGGAAUCUUCCUCUUUGGAAUAAUUUCGGUCUUGUCUGGUACCCAAACAUCACAAAUGUUCUUCCUAUUUAUUUUUCAGAUAUUAAAGUGCUAGUCGUGAUCUUUAGAGCUGCAGUGAGCGAUGUUUCAAGUCACUCUGUCCCCCAAAAUGACGCCACUUGAUAGGUAAACUUUAGAUUUAUCACAAAAUCCUGUUUUAAUCAAAAGCUGUCAAUAGCUCAAAAAUGAAGUUGUCUUCAUUUACGUCAUCAUAAUUGUGCCUCUCGGUUUACAUUUUUGUUUCAUGCUCAUUCAAAUUGCAUGUUUGUCGGAGAAAAGUAGAAUUUGGCUGCAGUGUUGGAGCAUGGUUUCCCUUUUUUCCGGUCUCAACAAUUGCUUUCUCAAGGAAUCGGCCACACUUCGUGUCGUCUUUGGGUACUCUAAAAUGCACAACUGGGAUGCAAGAACUUGUGCUGCAGAACUGCAUAUUUACAAGUUAAUAUGGGUUUGAACAACUUGCAUUGUAGGUGGACUAUUUUCCCUUUUUAACCUCUUGUACAUAGACUGUGUAAUCAGCAUCGAAAACUGAUUUCUUCUUUUUUGUCCCCCCCUUUUUUCUUUUUUGGGUAACUGAGCAGGUAAUCUUUUUGAAGACCUUUUUGGAUUUCUGUUUGCGUGGAGCCUCAAGUGAAAUGUCCAAUUUUUCUUGCAUUUCUCACUUGGUUCUGAUUGCAGCCUUGACAAAUUAAUCUCAAUUUAUAUUUCGUCGUCUUUUUUUUUUUUUUUUGCAAGUUUAAUCCAGGGGUAAAGGGUUUUGUUGAGCCUCUGCUAAUUUAAAGUGUAGCUUGUACUGGAGUUUUUGUACUUGUGAGGUACAUUAUUCAAAUCUCCGGAGGGUCUGUUUGUGCGUUUAACAACAUCAGACUUAUGAAUGCACCCCCAUCUCUCUCCAUCUUGUGGAACUGAUAUUUUUUUUCUUCCAUGCGAAUGAGAUCUAACAGAGAAAAUGUCCUUUUUUUAUUGUAUGUUCAAUUAAAGAUCUUAAUGAAAAA
This is a messenger RNA of Plectropomus leopardus (leopard coralgrouper), 3573 nucleotides long. The record is from RefSeq and is a predicted model, not a curated record. NCBI's taxonomy places the organism in Eukaryota, Metazoa, Chordata, Actinopteri, Perciformes, Serranidae.